AUGCAGUGCAGCAGCUGUUUGCUCCUGAGCUCGUUGUGCGUCUCACACUACCUGGCAUUCGCGUACGCUCAAGUGCCGGACGUCGACAUCGAGGUACCCGCGCUGAUUGAUCCACAGCCCCGUUGCCCAAUGCUCUUCAACGACCAAAGCUCGCCAGGGAAAAGAGGAAAGAUCAGGGUGAACGUCCUCGACGAGAUACGAGAGCUGAACGUCUCCAGCUGGGAGACGGGCGAAGUCUACGAAGAUGUCCUAGUCAAGAAAUUCGACUCUUCCGAGUUACCGAUGUCCCCCAACGAAACUACCGAAUUCUUCAUGAACGAAAUCCUCAAAGCCGGCGAAGAAGAUUCGCUAGUUCUAGUUUAUUUAAGGACAGGAUCUUGA
This is a messenger RNA of Oikopleura dioica, 381 nucleotides long. The record is from the annotation of a GenBank genome assembly. Lineage: Eukaryota; Metazoa; Chordata; Appendicularia; Copelata; Oikopleuridae.